Molecule: messenger RNA, 3344 nt
Organism: Seriola aureovittata
Lineage: Eukaryota; Metazoa; Chordata; Actinopteri; Carangiformes; Carangidae
Product: nuclear factor 7, brain-like
Exons: 2
Coding region: 1506-2906 (466 amino acids)
Molecular function (GO): protein binding; zinc ion binding
Source: RefSeq, a predicted model, not a curated record
ACAUUUAAACAAUUCUAUCAUUUUUUCAGCCGACAUAGAAAGUCUUGUGAUUAAUUACAAAUUCAGGGGAAAAACUUCAAUGUGUUCUGUGAUUUCUAUACUGUGCGUGCUGCUACUGUUAAACUUCAUAGAUAGAUAUUUUAUUUAUCCCCUAGGUGAAAUUCAUGUGUCCAUUGGUUAAUUGUUGUUGAUGAUAAUAAUAAGAAGAAGAAUAAAAAAAACAGUUAAUAACAAAUGAACAAUAAUAAUUAGAUUAGUCCACUUCCUGCAGCGCAGUGAAAUGAGAUGUUUGCUGCACCUGUAGCUGCUUCUCUGUCCUGCCAGAAGGUUGUGGAGAGGAUGGUUGAUAUUGUCUAAGAUUGCCUCCAUCUUACAUUGCAUGCAUCUCUCCACAACAGUCCUGAGUGAGUCCAGACUCCUGCCAAGCACAGACCCAGUCUUCUUGACCAGCUUAUCCAGUCUCCUUGUGUUCGUGUCUGACAUGCUGCUGCCUCAGCAGACUGCUGCAUAAAAGAGUAGGUGCAUUUAUUGUUCAUAGUUAAAAUUGUUGAUAGCAGUGAAACAAAUUAUGAGUGCUUGUAAUACAAACAGUGUUUUUAUUUACCUAUAAAAAAUAUGAAGGCAGGUACAAAAGUGCUGACAAAACUGCGGAGCAGGAUGUGCAAAACAUCAUAGUAUUAAAAAUAUCUGUUAUGUGCAGGAAUAAUACUACGAGGUGUUACUGUAAGGUGGUUGUUGAUGAUUGAUGAGGCCAGAUGCAGAAGAAAAGGCAGGUGCUGGUCCAUCACUGGGGAGGACUGGACUGGGAUUCUGCUCCUGAUACAUUGAUGAUGAUUAAACGUAAUUAAUCCACAGCUACCCUGUGAUUCAUCAGAUUAAACAUUUUAAUCGUUUGGCAGCCCUAGUAAUAAGGUAUUUUCAGGUGAGAGAAAUGUACAAUUCAUUUGUCUCAAUACAGACUGUAUCUGUCUCUCUCUUUAUGUACAGUUUGAUUAAAGGAGGCAGCAAAGUCUCACAAACCUUAAGCUCUGUGAGAAAAGCAACAUUUUGUCACUUAAUAAAUUUUGUGAGAAGAAAAAAAAGAACAGAUUAAAUAAAAACCAGAAGAAUCUGUUUUGUCAGCAUGAAAAUCUUGUAGCUGUUCACCUUUGAGGUCAGUCUCUAAAACUGAGAUCACCAAAGCGACACUAUCAGUCUACACUCCUGCAAGGAAUCAAUAGUUUAGAAUGAAACACACCCCUGUAUAACUGCUGGAGCAACAACAUUUAUCAGAGGAAGUCUGACGAAGCUCCACCCCUCACUUGAGUCGCAUGAGACAAACCAGGAAACAGUUUGUUCUUCUUCACUAAAGAGACACAGACUGAAAAACCGACGAUCAGAUUCACCUUCAGACCAAACCAACAACUUCCUCUGAGUGAGUCCAGCUACAGGAGAGAGACGUGGGAAACUACAACACUGCUGCUUCAACCUGCUGAAACUCCACACUGAAGCUUCACUCAGACUAAAUGGCUUCCAGAUCAGAGGAGGAUUUCUGCUGUCCUGUCUGUCAUGACGUCUUUAGAGAUCCUGUUGUUCUGUCAUGUAGCCACAGCUUCUGUAAAGACUGUCUGAAGAGCUGGUGGAGAGAGAGACCAACACUUGACUGUCCAGUUUGUAAGAGAAGAUCUUCAAGAGAACAACCACCUUUAAACCUGGCUCUAAAGAACCUGUGUGAGGCCUUCAAACAGGAGAGAGAUCAGAGAUCUUCAGAGUCUCUCUGCAGUCUGCACUCUGAGAGACUCAAACUCUUCUGUCUGGACCAUCAGCAGCCAGUUUGUGUCGUCUGCAGAGAUUCAGAAAAACACACCAACCACAGAUUCAGACCCAUCGAUGAAGCUGUUCCACAACACAAGAAGGAACUUCAGGAAACUCUGGAGCCCUUAAAGAAGAAGUUAAAGGGUUGUGAACAAGUUAAAGAGGAGUUUGAUCAAACAGCAAAACACAUUAAGGUCCAGGCCCAACACACAGAGAGGCAGAUUAAGGAGCAGUUUAAGAAGCUGCAUCAGUUUCUAGAGGAGGAAGAGGAGGCCAGGAUCACUGCUCUGAGGGAGGAAGAGGAGCAGAAGAGUCAGAUGAUGAAGGAGAAGAUGGAGGCUCUGAGCAGAGAGAUAGCAGCUCUGUCACACACAGUCAGAGUCACAGAGGACGAGCUGAGAGCUGAAGACGUCUCAUUCCUGCACAACUACAAGGUUACAGUGGAAAGAGUCCAGCAGCGCCUCCUGCUGGAUGAUCCACAGCUGGACUCAGGAGCUCUGAUAGACCAGGCCAAACAUCUGGGUAACCUGACCUUCAACAUCUGGAACAAGAUGAAGGACAUGGUCUCCUACAGUCCUGUGAUUCUGGAUCCAAACACUGCUCAUCCAGACCUCAUCCUGUCUGAGGAUCUGACCAGUGUGAGAUUUGGAGAGAAACAGCAGCUUCCUGACAAUCCAGAGAGGAAUGAUAAAUACCACAUUGUCCUGAGCUCUGAGGGUUUUAACUCAGGGACUCACAGCUGGGACGUUGAAGUUGGAGACGAUACAUACUGGUCACUGGGUGUGUUAGCAGAGUCUGUGCAGAGGAAGAGAAACAUAUGGUCUGGAUUCUGGAGAAUAGGUUGCCAUGCAGGUAAAUACUCAGCACGGUCACCACCAGCUCCACCCACUGAUCUGUCAGUGAAGAAGCUCCAGAGGAUCAGAGUGAAUCUGGACUGGAACAGAGGAAGAUUGUCGUUCUCUGAUCCUGAUACUAACACACAGAUACACACCUUCACACACACUUUCACUGAGAAGCUGUUUCCAUACAUUAGCACUGAUGAUGAACUGAAGAUCUCACCACUGAAGAUCUCACCACUCAAGGUCUCUGUGACAGUGGAACAGAGCAGUUAGAGAUAAAGAGGAUGAUCAUAUUUAUAAUGUUGUUUAUGUCUUAAAGGGAAAAGUCAGUGAAUUUAAGGUGUGAAGCUGCCCAUUUUCUCUUUAAAUGAUGAAAAACUAAAUCUUUAAUCAAACCACAAUUGAAUGGUUUCCAGUCUGAAAUGACUCCCAGCAGCUGGGUGACCAGUGGGAAUAAUAAAGGGCUCCUGGGCCUGUUCAGUAAUCCACCCAAACUGAAGCAUGUUACUGAUUUUAAUUGAAAUGACUUAAAUGAUAAACUGCAGAAUUUAGAGUGAAAAUAGUGCAACCAUUACCUGUGUGUUAUAAGAGUUACAAAUGUCAAUAAAGUUUUGUCAAGUGAAAGAAAUGUUCACUUCAUUUGUGCAUUUGUCUCAACAAACCACAGACUGUAUCUGUCUCUCUCUUCAUGUACAAUUUGAUUAAAGGAGC